AUGGGAGGUUUUACUUCAUUUUUUCAGCCGGUUUUAGCUCUUGAAAUCAAAUGCAAUAUGGUAGGAGUGACGGGCUUCACACCGAGUGAUCCCGAAAACCAUCGAUGGUUUCUGAAGUUUCGAUGCAUGAACUGCGGAGAAUCUCGUGAUUACUGGCAGUAUGUGGUUAUCAAUGAAGUUCUGGAAGUUCCUGGUAGUCGUGGAGAGGCGAAUCUUGUUGAGAAAUGUAAACUUUGUAACCGAGUGAACACAGUUGCUAUCGUCCAAGAUUCAAUUGGAAAGUAUGAUGCUGCUGAUCACAACGAAGAAUGGCAGCCUAUGAUCCAACUAGACUGUCGCGGUCUGGAGCCUAUCGACUUUGAUCCGAGGGUAUGUGGAAAAACAUUUUUAUCCGGUUAUCCGUUCGAUUUUGGAAAUCCUUGCCAUUCUAUGGCUUGGGCCGACUAUGACGAAAAGGCUGGUGAGGCGACAGAGAUCAGUGACAUUGAAGUAAGAUUCGUUCAUGCUAAACAGAAAUGA
Molecule: messenger RNA, 519 nt
Organism: Haemonchus placei
Lineage: Eukaryota; Metazoa; Nematoda; Chromadorea; Rhabditida; Trichostrongylidae
Source: the annotation of a GenBank genome assembly